Molecule: messenger RNA, 9405 nt
Organism: Penaeus chinensis
Lineage: Eukaryota; Metazoa; Arthropoda; Malacostraca; Decapoda; Penaeidae
Exons: 60
Coding region: 341-9226 (2961 amino acids)
Source: RefSeq, a predicted model, not a curated record
UCUGUUUCCGAAGGUAGUGUGGCAUCUGGGGUUGCUCCGCUCACACUCUCUCCCUCCCUUUGCAUGACCGAGGUCGCGGUGUUCAGCGUGGGAUGACACCCCGUUGCCCUUCCUGUGUAUAACGCGCUAAUAUCUUCUAGGAAUAACUAGGUGUUACCGUAACUAGGUGUGCAGAAGAAGAAAUAUCCGUUGUAGGGAUAUCUGUAUAUUUAUAAAUUUGUUUAAAACAAGUGUCGGCAAGUGUCAGCAAGAAUAAUUCUGUAAUGAGACAAGAAUCUUAACUGUGCUGCACAACGCAAUGAGCUCAACGUUUUAACUGUGGAAGAAAGAGCGACCGGCCAUGUCGAGCGGCGCGGGCGUCCAGCUUCGGCUCUCCUUGUGGCGGCACUGGCUCUCGCAUCUGCGCCAGUGGCCAUGGAUUGUGAGUAUCCUAGUAGUAGCAGUCUUGCCUUUCCUACUGCUGGUACUGCUUAAGAUGACCGUCCCGCCUAUUCAAGAGGACACGUGUCACUUCCUGUCGCGUUCGGUGUCGAGCAGGUCUUCGUUGGUACUCAUGCAGUCGUUCGUGUGCAGCCUGCCUAACAACUGCCACGAGACCGCCAAUGACGACACAGUGGACUACUUUCCAGGGGCAGCGAUAAAUUCCCUGCUCAACGACACGUCCUGGAUGGAGGCUACGGGCGAGAGCAAGGGCGGGAUGCUCAGGAUGCUGUCGUCUGUCCCCACGAGCAUCUCCCGCCUCACCAUGCUCGCGGAUCUGCUCAAAAACCCUUUGCUCAGGGAUCUCAUGGAAAACGGGUUAUCAGUGAGCGACGUGAUACAUUCCCCGGGGAAACUCAAUGAAACGCUCGUUACGGAGUUUAAUUUCGACCCUGCCGUUGUGUCUGCCAUUUUGGGCGCCAGGAUUAACAUGUCUAGGGUGAUGUCCCUGGUCGGCUACCGCGACAUCCACAGCGUGGUGUGUUCGCCGGAUCAGCUGGGGCAGUUCCUCGUCACGCCCACCAGCCAAGACGUGGCCAGCAUCUCCGCCUCCCUCUGCAGCCUCUCUCCCAACAUCACCGCCAACAUCACGAGGGUUUUUACCGACGCUCUGGAUGCGAUGGGGCUCUUUAACAAGGUUUCCGACGUCCUCGGAGCCAUCGGAGGCUACGAGGCAGAGUCGCUCGUGCAGCAGCUGGGGGCGAUGCUGGCUUCCCUAGGGCGUCUGGAGUCCCUCGCGCCCCUCGCCUCCACCUUCAGUAGCCUUAGUCACGCCCUGGAGCCUAUUACCUCUGCUAUUACGGAACUCACGGACGCGGGCUGGACGAUGGAGAGCAUGAAGAACUUGAUAAGCGUUCUCGAGGGCUUCGUGACGGACCCCCAACUCACCUCUCUCGGCGUGAGGUUGCUGCAGAAUGUGAACAGCCUUACCUCCGAAGUGAACACGGACGUGCCUGACCCAUGGAAAAACAUCUUGAUCAAAGCAGGAGAAGUGAUCGACACCACAGGGCAUGAGGUGAUGGAGGUGACGGAGGCUAUGAAGGAGGACUCCACCACGCAGACAGCCCUUGCGUUGGCCACCUCCCUCCUGCCCGCCUUCAUGGGGCCCGAGGCACCGAAUGUGACGAGCCUGGGCGGCGCCUUGGCCGACGCCCUGCAGCGCCUUCCGGCUGAAGCGCAGAGCCACGUGGUCAGUGCGCUCGCCUCUGCGCAGUUGAUCGCCGCGCUCUACACCAACGCGACCCGAGCUACCAGUAUUCUGGUCCCGUGGGUUAUAUCAAACCCCCCAGCCGUGAAUUAUGGAUUGAUGGCAACCUUCUCUAACCACACUUUACUCCAGAAACUGAUAUCGGAGAACAGCCUGGCGACGUGGGUGUGCAGCCGAGAGUCCUGGGCUGACCUGUCGGACGAGGGCUGGCAGAGCCUCUCCGCGCAGAUGUGCACUGACUCGGGGCGUAACAAGCUGCAGGAAUUAAGGGACCUCAUCCACUCGUAUUUUAAUCAGGACUUCAUAAAGAAUGAGCUCCCUAAAUCCUCGAUAAACGGAACCGCCGUCGUUGAGGUCUUCUGGAAAUCCUAUGAGGCCAGUCAAACCCUCAAUGCCAUGAUGACGUCAUACAUUACGUCACUCAGGAGGAAGAGGUCACUGGGGGACCUCGGCGCCGCGCAGUCUGAGAUGCCCGCCACGCCCCCAGAGGUCAUCCAGGAGCUGAAGGAUGCCGCCAGGAUGACCCGACGCCUGCUCAAGAAUGUGUUAACAGCCUCCUCCGACCUUCUGAAGUCUGAACUCGAGAAAAAUGGGACUUCCUUCCCCUCGCUGCCGCACCACAUCAAGGUCCUCCUCGACCCGAACACCAUGAUGCACGUUGCAGAUGCGACCUCGUCUGUAGUGGAGGUCAUGAUUCAGCUGAUCGAGGUGACCUCCUCCCCGUGGAAGGUCAUUGACCUUGUACUCCAUCCUGCUGUGGAAGGUCUCCUCCAGAAGGUCUUGCCGACUGCUGUAUUGGACGUGGUACAAAGCAUCCUCGACUUCAUGGAAAACAACACCAUAAGUGUACCUGCGCCUGUACCGCAGAUCGUGCAGGUACUCAACGCAAGCCAAGCUCUUCUCACUAAGAUCAAAGAUACGUCGUCGCUGUGGGGGGAGAUGCAGCGCAGUCUGCCUUACUCUGCCGGUCUGCUGAGGCAAGCGGGGAUCCUGCCCAGGCUUCUCGCUCUGCCUUACCUCUGGCUGCUCGAGGGGGUCCCGCAGGGCGCCAUCACGCUCCUGAGCAACGCGACAGCCUGGCGGACGUACCCCUGCGGCGAGACAUCCUUGGCGACCUUCUUCCCCGCGUCCUCCGAGGGCUUGCCUGCGACCUGGGCCUCCCUUGACCGCAUCAAGGCCGAGGUCAGGAAGGUCGAGGACUACCUCUGCCACAACUACAGCGCCGUCGUCAGUGAGGUCGCUUCGGAUGCUAAAUUGACGAAUAGCGUCAGAGCUUUGGUGGAGGACAUGAGACCAGGUUCCAUCGAGAUCAGCGGCACCAUCGAGCUCCUGCAGACCCUCCCCGAUCUGGUCAUGUCUCUGGAUCUGAGCCAGCUGCUUCAGGAGGUGACCACGCCCGGAGGAGUUUCUCUUCAGCAGGAGUUCGCCGAUUCUUUCGUUGGGAAUUUUCCUCGAGAGGAUACUGGCAGCGUUUUGGUGGGCCUGCUGGACAAGGCCCUGCUGCACCUGGCUGCGGACUCCCGGACGGCCGCCGCAGUGAGCAGCAUCCGCCUGGGAAUGUUCCAUGCGCAGGCCAUCGCGAGGGAGCUCACGGCGAUGCUUGAAGCUAAAGUGACUCUCGGUGCGAUUCUCGGUGUUCCGGACGACUAUCCUCCGCUCGUCCUUCUCCAGGAGGAUCCCGCCGGCACUGCCUCCUUCCUGGUGGACGAAAUUACUUCCCUCGCCAUGUCAGUCCUUUUGGACAAUAAAGUCGACUUCGAGUGGGUGGGCGGGAUGUGCAACAGGAGCAAGGGUGUGAGCAGCAUCGUCCAGCUCGUGUGUUUCCUGCUUGACAACCCACAGCCGCCAGUGAUGUAUUCAAACCUCACCGCCAUCUUCACUACAGCCGUGGAGAACUUCGCGAACCCGAAUGGAGUCGUCCCGCAGGUGGAGACGAAGGACGUGCUUGAUAGUGUAGCUCUGAUGGUGGACCGUCUGCGGGCCUUUGAUGUGAGCCGCCUCUUGGACUUGGGUUUGGUGAAGGCCUUCUUUAACGCUUCCAUGGCGGAACUGGAGGUGUUCAAGGCGGGACUCCUUGACCUGCAGAAGCAAUGGCUCUGGAAGGCUGCAGACGCGGCUGUGUUGGAGAAUAAGAACAUGUCUGAGGUGGCAAGGAAGGCUGGCGUCGUUCUCACGUACAUCCUGCAGUGGCUGCCCGCCUCGCCAGAAAACGUAAGCUCGUUAAUCCCCGAACCUCUGCUGAACCUCCACCACCUCCUCAAUACCACCUGGAUAGACCUUCUCGACGGACUUCACCAUAACCUCAUGCUCAACCCCGGCCUCGUCAACCUCACUCUGCCAGAAGUUUGUUCCUCGGCCUCUAACCUCCAGGAGCCAUCGGGAGGGACUGGAAAUUUCCUAGAAACAAUUGGGACUCUCUGCCAGCUGGUCUCGGAUCUCGCCGCGGAAGACUGGCUGCAGAUGAGUCAGCUGUUGAGGGAUUUAGAGACUGACAGAGGACGUAAUAACCAACAAUCGGUGACCAAGGGAAUCUACGACCUUGGCCAAGAAGUGUUCGAUCGCCUGCGCGCCGUCCUGGAGGGAGCGGGUCAGUCGUUGAUGUCCGAUUUCUUGCUCCAACUGCAGUCGUAUCUGAGUUGGGGAAACUGGGAGGAACUCUUGACGAGAAUUCAAGCGAGGAAGGAAAACAGCACGUUAUCGGACCUGAUGCCCCCGCUGGAGAUGCUGCUGAGAGGGCUGGAGGGCGCCACGGACCCCAACGCCCGCUCUCACGUCAUCAGGGCCGUGUCCUUGAAGGUCGCCCUCGGCCGGUUCUUGCUCGCUGACAACAUCCGGGAUCUUCUGGACGGGACUUCAACGCUGCGAAGUCUUGCGGAGGCGAUGACGUCACAGCUGCCGUAUGCCCUGAGGGACGUGGUGGUCGCCGUGGCACAGGAGCCCAAGGAGGUGGCCAAAGUGAUCGAGUCCCUCAGCAGAGACUCGUGGGCCUCCGUCUGUCAGAAGGACCUCGAGAAAUUUGGCCAGUCUCUUCAAGCUUUUAAGGACAGCGUCUGCCAAGUGAACCCUCAGGCAAUCGCUGGCGACUUCAAUAAGCUUUUGAAAAUUGACGUCCUUCAGGGUUUCACACCAAUAAAUCUUGAAGAGGUUCUCAACGCGAGCUUGAAUUUGGCGGGGGAUUUGAAAAGCCAAGAAUCACUCCUUCGGAAAUUCGAAGACCCGGUGACCUACCUGGGGCUGGAGACGUGGCUCAACAUCCACAGUCUUGUGUUUAAUGUUACGGCGGACGAGAUGUGGGAAAAUAGCACCAUGAUCCUAGCGACCGCAUUGGGGCCCCUCGUGAACCUAAGCUUCGAGUUGAGCCCAGAGGAAACGGAGGGCUUGAAAGAGGUCCUGGCAGAGGCUGGGAGGUACUUGAGGGGCAUCAAGUUCUUCUUGGCACUGGCUCGGGGCGGUGACAUGUGGCAGUUCAUCAGGGAGGUAUACGUGGACAAACCUGUGGUGGUCAAAUUCUUCGACUUAGUAGAGAAACUUCCCGACUUCUUCUACGAACAUGGCAUGUUCUACGGAAACUUCACUGUGAUGUCUCAAGUCAUACUGCUGGGCAGUGACACGCCUUGCAACCUGCUUUUUUUCCUGCUGGACGGCCACCGAGACCUCAUGAAGAACGAAAGCGCUGCCCUGCUGAGGGAGGUGUUCCAGUUCGUGUGUGACACUCAGCAGUUAUCGCUUCUGCAAUCUCAGCUUAUUCCCAGUACUCCCCCUGUCAUUGCGAACGUCACUAUGGAAGUCGACGCAGCUACCCUGGGGCUCCUCGUCGACCACGUGGCCUGGGACGUCGUGAAGAUCGCCCAGGGAAGGUUCUUGGAGGGUGACGUACAGCUCCCCCUCUGGCUCCAAAGGCAGAGCUGGGAGAAGGUCUUGCUCAUGCUGGAACAUUACCAAAAAGAAACAACCAUCCAGGAUGUGGUCGUGCUGUUGGCCGGCCUUGGGCUGGACGCGGCGCGGCUUCGUCUGGACCAGCAGUACAUCGUCCCUGCUGCCGGGCUGGUGUUCAACCUCGCUUCCCGCUUCGUCGCCGCCGUCGAUGAAAACACCGGGGAGCUCGACUUGGACGUGUUUACGAAAGGUUUGGGUUCUGUGACGAAUCUGCAGCAGAAGGUGGUGCCGAUGCUGGCCGAUCUCGUGGCUCUCGCUCUGUGGUUCCCGGAGUGUAAAAUGUACUAUGGCCUGCUAUCAGGUGUUCCCCCGAUGGAGCAGUAUGAAAACAUGUGUAAAGGUGAUGUUAAGGAAUACCUGUUGCACCCGAGCCUGAGUGAAGCGAGGUGGCAGACCGUCCAAGAGCUCCUGUGCACCACGAACUUCGGCGACCUCCAGAACGACCUUGCGCCCCUCUUCAACACGACGCCCAUCGUGGACGGCAUCGCCGUGAAUUGGGCGCUCGUGGGCUCGGAGGUACAGAAAGCCAUGUGGACGUUUAGUGUGGAAGGGCUUGCCUUUUUGAACGUGUUGGACGGCAAUCCUUACUUUCAGUCGCUGGAGAACAUCACAGCAGGACUGGCUCGAGGCCUCGUCAUGGCCACAGCAUCCGUGGUUCCCUUGGUGAAGCAGGGACCCACCCACGAAAUGCAGCGCUACGCCGAGGUUCUCAUCUCCAUCAUGGUGGCGUUAGAACCCAUUUCCAAGCCAGGCUCCCCGAGGUUGUCCGAGCGCCUGCAGGACCCAGACCAGAUGCAGGCCCUGUUGGAGGAAUACACGCAAGCGAUGCAGGAUUUCGGCGCCAGGAGAGCAGAACUACAGCUGCAGUACCAACUACACAUGGGCUCGGUCCUCGUCGACGGCGUGGGAGCAGAUGACGUCAUACCCUCCCAGGAGAGUGCCAUGAAGAACGCCAGCCUCGCAGACCUCUUGGCCGAUUUCAGGGCCUCUGUUAUGGCGGCCUCAGGGAACCUCGUGCCGGGAGAUUUGGCCUCCUUGCCCUCCUUCCCGAGCUUUGUCUCCAGAGUGAUGGAAAAUGUGAUGGCGAAUUGGGCUACUGUGGUCAGAAUAGCCGAAGAACCUUUGUGUGAGAGCAUUGUGUCAACGGAACAGGCCGUGUCCAGUGUGCGCUUUGGUUCCGUCCUGCUGGUGAAGGUCCGCCGGCACCUGGCUCUCUGGGACCAGUAUGUGGACUUCAUUUGUGACGUCGACUCCAGUGACCUCGACGACCUCCUGACCCAAGCGAUGGAGGAGUUCGGAUGGCCCGGAGAUGUUGCUGAAGUGUCGGAAGAGAAAUAUAUGACAAACACUUCCCUUGACUGCUCUUUCGUCUUCAAUCAGUCGAGACUCCUCCACCAAGAGGUGGACGUCCUCGUGACGCGGUACAUCCAGGACGAGGCAGCAAGGUCGCGUUUGCUAAGUUGUGCGAAGGACGCCGUCAACUCCACCGCCUGGCUGCAGCUCAGAGGGCUAAUCAAGGCAGCAGGCGACGUCAUGGCCCUGGGCCCCAUCGGCAACCUGACGACGGCGCUCACCACGGCGCUCUCCAAACUCUCGGCCUCGUCGUCGACUCUGAGGGCGCUCAACUCCAGGCUGGCCGCUCGUGUUCCCUUCGCCAGCAUCCUCGUCAGGGACUUCGAGGAGGAGCUCAAUAUGAGUGCGAAGAUCACGGCCAUGAUUAGGAACGAUCUCUUGGUGGACGUCAACCGGAUCUAUGGGGCGGACUCGCACACCCUUGCCGCUCUUCUGUCAUCCGUGGACAACCUGAAGAAAGUAAUACGGAAAAGAGGCGACACAGGGACAAGCGGAAUAACCAAGAGAAACACGGAUGACAUGGAAGAGCUGUUCCAGGCCAUCCAAGCCAUGGGCGCUGACGCAUUCUCGGAGAAAAUUCUUCAGAAUGUUAAUCACACCUAUUUGUUGGCUGAGAUUGACAGGCUAAGAAUUGAGGCGCUAUUGACAUCUGCCUGGCUGGCUCCAGUGACCACGUAUAUGACAGAUGCCGUGUCAAGCUUAUCAGAUCUGAGUGAGCUUGGAGCCGUUAUGGACAUCAGCAAGAUAAUUUCUGGCGAAGUCGACCCCGUCAGCUUCCUAACAGGGUCGGUGCAGCUGCUGCAGAUGAAGAUGUGGGAAAAUCUUGGAAACAGCUUCCUGGGUAUCCUGAGUCAGGGCGCGGAUAUCAUAGCGGGGUCGAAACUGGAGGACGACCUCAUGCAAGUGGUCAAGGGCAUUGCGGGCCUGCAAGCUGCUAGCAACCUCGGCACGAUGGACUUCACUAUCCCCACCACGGCCAUGAUCGCCAACUGGACGGCCAUGGCGGAAUACCUGACGGAGGAACUGGACAUAGAGGAGCUUGUGGUCGAGGCUCUGAGUCGCUCGGAACUCAAUCUGAUGGCGGUCCUAUCCCUGGAGGACGUAACCCUAGAAGAGGUCAUCUGCGAGGCCAACCAGGUCAUCCGCGUGGUGACCCUGGCCGCGGACAGCCCCGUGACCCCGGCCAACCUAAGUGCUUCCCUCUGCCACUCCACCGACGCCGAGGCUCUGGCGGCGACGUUCCUGCAGCACCUCGACCUCGGGCCUCUCAUCCAAACGCUGACGAAGUUCGGCAUCAACGCCACCCUUGCCUCCCGGGGAAUGAGCCUUGACCAGCUCGUGAACGACAUGGCGGCGCUGAGCACGAUGUCCAAGAGUCUGCCCAACAUGGCCUCCACCUUCAGCGCCCUCCACGGUAUCAUGAAGACCCUCAGGCAGGACGUGGCGGAGCUGAAUAAGCAGGAAGAUCAUGCUGCUCUCCUCGGCAACAGCACGACGGGGUCGGUGCUGGGGGAUCUUUCAUCCCCGAAAUUCCUGGAGCGAGCCGGCGAGGUGCUGUGUGGGCGUCCUCUGCGCCUCGUGCCCGAUACCCUGGGCGUGCUCUUUGCGGACGAGAACAAGAAACCGCGGCGGCUGAGCAACACGAGCGACAUCUGCACCAGACUGUACGAGGAGCUGGAGGCGCUGCCGGGGGGCAAGGUGAUCCUGCACUUCGUCAAGCCGCUGCUCAUUGGCAAGAUUUACUUCACGCCCGAUAACGCCGUCACGCGCAGGAUUAUCGAGCAGGCCAACGAGACCUUCGUCAAUGUAGCGAGCCAAAGGGCGGCUCUGAGGCAGCUUCGGGAAGGCACGCGGAACCUUACUAGUCUUAACUUUAAGGCUGAGGACCUCAAGAAACUGGAGGAGGCGCUUUCGAUGCCCUGGGUGAAGGGGAUAAUGGCGCAGUUCCUUCCGGAGGCUUUGGCUCUUCAGGCAGACGGCGACCUUGACGAAGUCGCUCCUCGCCUGCAGGACGCCAUCAACUUGAUGACGGAGUUCCCCGAUAUUCUGGACAUCGGGGAGAAGCUCAUGUCCUGCAUGAACCUGCAAAGGUUCCAAGCCGUUGCCAGCGAAGACGAAAUGCUCAGGGAAGCCAACUUGGUAGUCGACACGUUCGGGUUCCUUGCGGGCGUUGUGUUCGAAGGCGUAGGAAAGACGGGAGACACUGACGAGACGGUUCCCUGCAAAACUCAAGUACGCCAUAAGAGUUGACUACGAGAAAACUCCAUCGACUUUCAACUUAGGGCCAAGGUACUGGCGACCAGGACCUUAUUCCAACAUGGCGGUGCACAUGCGGUACCAUCAGGGAUUCCUUCUGCUGCAGGAGAUGAUGGACAGCGCCAUCCUCAGACUGCAGUACUGGACCAACAAUCCUCAAGACGCAGAGUCGG